AGGAAGUUAAGUGUUACAUGAAAAAUUGGCCACUACAGGCCCUACACUGAAACUCACAGAUUGAGACAACACGUUUACACGAUACCCUGACUGUAGGUGGAACGUGGGCGACAAGAUUUAUAAACGUCGGACUUGAACGGCAAAAUCUAUUGAGUCGUACUCACUCCCUACUGAUCAUGACAGCCGCUGCCAAUGAAGAGGUUCGCUAUGUGAUCCAGUGUCAUCGUGCGAAGAGUGACAGGAUUCUUUAUUCCCGGGUGAGCCGCAGAGAUGAAGUGCUGUCAGUGUGCCUCACUCGGUUCGCUGCGUUUGUCUCUAUACUUCUGUCGUGUGCUGCACUCCUACUACACGCAUAUCAACAUAAAGCAGCGGGCAACCAGCUCACUUCAGCGGGAAGCUAUUCUAUAGGCAGUCUUCAGCAGCAGCAAGUUAGAACCAAUCCAAGUGCUCAUCUGACAGCUCCAGCCUCAUUUAAUGAUUCGAAGAGGGAAUACCUUGAAUGGGAGGACAAACUUGGACUUGCUCACCUCAGCGACUUUGAGUAUGAUGACGGCGACCUCAUCGUACCGAAAGAUGGCGUGUACGAGGUUUACCUGCAGAUCACCUUCCGAAGACCUAGUCACUUUGUGUGUAGCAAAGAGGGCCCUGUUUUCAUCCUCUCCCAGAGGGUGAUCCUGUUUGCAAUGAACUACAAGAAUAACAGAGAACUCCUAACAGCAUCUGAUACAGUGUACUGCAGUGGGCCCCCUGGCUCAGAGGGCUGCAUGGAGGAGGACUCAGUGGUUCCUUACUGGGAAAAGUCUCCACGCACAUCCGGAGUGUUUAAACUAAAAGCUGGGGACAGGCUUAGAGUGAGUAACGAGGACAGGUACCAUGAGUUGAUGCUCCUUCAAGAAGACAAGACAUUUUUUGGGGCACAUCUCAUUUGAGGUACAGGGAUAAUAAUGGACUUUAGGGCUGUAUAUAUGUCUGCUUUAGGUUUCUAUUUUUUAUUGAAUAAGUUGUGACUUGUGUCAACUGCUACAUAAUGAGAGCAGGGCUUUGUUGAAAUGAUUGUAACCACUAUCACUUAUCAGACAAAUGUCAUAUCUGUUCACUAUAUACUUUAUUUAUUUCUGGAGAGUUUUGAUUUGAGAAUGAUUUGAGAAUGUGCAUGAAAGAGCACUUGAAGUACAACAUUGCAAUGUUAUUAUGAUCUCAAGCGUGGCCAUAAAUAACUUCUUAUUCAGUAAAACAGUGAUGUUGCUAUAGGGUUGUCCCAAUUCUGAUCUUUAUCCACAAAUUGGUCUUUUGACCAAUCAGCUCUUUUGACAAUAAUUUGGCACAAGAUCAGAAUUGGGCUGUCUGUGUAAAUGCAGCCUAUGACAAGUACAAGCUGGGAAAUGUAUGCCGAGUCAGCAGGUUGCAUUAGUGGGGAGGACACAAGGGUGGUCACGUGCUUGCAGGGCAGAGGCCCAGAGUUCCAGUCUCGGCGUGGUCUGAUGGUUAAGGAAGAAGUACAGUCAAGCACGGUGACGUCCGUCACACAGACAAAUAGGGAACUUUAGAUGAGAUUGAUGAUCUUACCCAAAUGCGGUGUGUGGUAUUCAACUUAAUUUCUGUUAGAAGUAAGUAGAGUCCAACCCUGGGCUGUUGAAAGUGUUUGUGGGGUGACAGUUCCUACGUAGUAAAAGAAGCAGACUAGUUACUAGAGGGCUGCUGGUUGAAACCCCCAGGGCUGAUGAGGAAUGUCUGAGUUGUUCUCUUGAGCAACACAUUUAAUCUCAACUGCUCCAUGAGUGCCUCUCUACGGUUGACCCUGCGGUGUUCCCAGCCUGUCCCGUGGGGUUGGGUACUGUGUCAGCUACACGUGUCCUUAAAGCUCAUUCAGUUUUCUACGGUAUAAAACAAAGUAAAAGUGACAUUUGAGGUGUGUUUCCAGCAGAUAAACAACAGUAUGGGCGUACACUGUGUUUACCACCUCAACCUAACCUUACUUAGGAAUGCAUGGCAUGCACGCUAUUGCACCAUUGUGUGACAGACAACACCCAUUGUUGUAAAUGUUGAUACAAUGAUGCCAGGCUUCCUGUUUACACAGGCUAAUCAGUGCCUUCAGAGAGUAUUCACACCCCUUGACUUUUCCACAUUUUGUUGUGAGCCUGAAUUUAAAAUGGAUGAAAUUGAGAUUUGGGUGUCACUGGCCUACACGCAAUACCACAUCAUGUCAAAGUGGAAUUAUGUUUUUUGACAUUUUUACAAAGUAAUAAAAAAUGAAAAGCUCAAAUGUCUUGUGUCAAUAAGUAUUCAACCCCUUUGUUAUGACAAGCUUACUUAAGUUCAGUAGUAAACAUGUGCUUAAUAAGUCACAUUAAACGUUGCAUGGACUCUGUGUGCAAUAAUAGUUUUUAACGUGAUUAUUUAAUGACUAACUCAUCUCUGUGCCCCACACAUACAAUUA
Molecule: messenger RNA, 2437 nt
Organism: Oncorhynchus masou masou (cherry salmon)
Lineage: Eukaryota; Metazoa; Chordata; Actinopteri; Salmoniformes; Salmonidae
Product: tumor necrosis factor ligand superfamily member 6-like
Exons: 4
Coding region: 177-929 (250 amino acids)
Biological process (GO): immune response
Cellular component (GO): membrane
Molecular function (GO): tumor necrosis factor receptor binding
Source: RefSeq, a predicted model, not a curated record